AUGACAUCAAUCCAUCAAUCAAAGAAAACACAUUUAUGCUUCUGUUCUGUUUGCAAGAACAAAUCUGGCGGAUGCAAUAAAGUAUCUAUUCAGACAUUUAAAUUGCACAAGAGAAAAGAGGAUGCUGAACUUAAUGAUUAUUAUAACAGUAAGAGAUCAGUGAUUACAACUUCAAUUGAAACUAUCCCUGAGACUAUUCAAGAAACUAUUUCUGAUGUUAUUAUUGAUGAUGAACAAUACUUUGAGGCCGUAGACGAUUUCAGUGACAUGGAUUAUGACUUUAACUUAGAAAACAGCACGGAAACAGAUAUGAGCGCACCAAUUAUUACUCAAGUCUUACCUAUUUCUGAAGCUGACAAUGUGUUUGGCAAUCAAGAAGACAAAGAUUCUAAUGAUAUUGAUUCUGAUGAAGACGAUGAUGACAAUGUUGAAAAUAAUAUUGAGGACAAAGCAUACUUCUCUGAAUCAAACUCAGAGUUGAGUUUCAUUCAUUGUUUUAUUGUAAAGAUUCUUGUGCUGUUUGUAUCAUUGUACGUAGUUGACGAAGGUGCCAUUAUUCUCAUUGCCAUCAUGAACAAAAUCCUUGAGCUGUUCAGAGAUCCAUUCCACCUUUCUGUUAGCAUCCCUGGUCUCAAAAGCAUGGCAGGUUUUAAUACUUUCACAAAUGGGAUCAAAAAAUAUAUUGCAUGCAGUGAGUGCCAUGGCAUUUAUAAAAACAAUGGAUCCACUCCUCCUUGUUGUACAUUCCGCAAGUUUGGCACAAAUAAUCUUUGCAACAGCACCUUGUUCAAAUCAGGAAGACAGUCCACAAUUCCUAAAAGAACUUAUGUUUACCACUCUGUUGUUAAGUCAAUAACAUCUCUGCUCUCUCGCCCUGAAUUCAAACGCCAGAUCAAUUCAUAA
Messenger RNA from Phycomyces blakesleeanus NRRL 1555(-), 903 nucleotides. RefSeq lists its product as hypothetical. The record is from RefSeq and is a predicted model, not a curated record. The transcript is spliced from 4 exons. Lineage: Eukaryota; Fungi; Mucoromycota; Mucoromycetes; Mucorales; Phycomycetaceae. Bases 1 to 903 code for a protein of 300 amino acids.